CAACCCAUUGCACCUGCUUGGCUAGACAUUCUCCUGUCUGUGUAUGUAUGUAAAUCGCGUUUUCCAUUCUGAGAAGUGAUAAUUGUCCAUAUCACUUGCAUAUGGUCGAUCAAUAAAAUUUUGUAAAUACCAUGAGCCCCAUAUAAAUGAAUUUGUAGAGUGUAGUGCAUAAUUUCCGUGCUGCGAAUGCAACUGGUGCUGUUUUCUGACCGAAGACAGUUGACAUUGUACUGCUCACCAAGAGCUGUUCCUCCAUUUUAGUGGAUUUGCUGUUGAACAAAUUGUUGCUGGAAAAAUGAUGCAGUUUAUGCUACUGUUCAGCCGGCAGGGGAAACUACGACUGCAGAAGUGGUACGUCGCCCAUCCGGACAAGCUCAAGAAGAAAAUUACCCGAGAAUUGAUCACGACGAUUUUAGCUAGAAAGCCAAAAAUGUCAAGUUUUCUUGAGUGGAAGGAUGUUAAAGUCGUUUAUAAGAGAUAUGCUAGCUUGUAUUUUUGCUGUGCCAUUGAACAAAAUGACAAUGAACUACUCACACUUGAGAUCAUCCACAGAUACGUUGAGUUACUGGAUAAAUAUUUUGGGAGUGUCUGCGAACUGGAUAUAAUUUUCAACUUUGAGAAAGCUUACUUCAUCUUGGACGAGUUACUGGUAGGUGGAGAGAUACAAGAGACUAGCAAGAAGAAUGUAUUGAAGGCCAUUGCUGCGCAGGAUUUACUCCAGGAGGAGGAAACACCACAGGGAUUUUUCGAGGAUCACGGACUGGGAUAAUCGAGAGAAUGGAUUUAUGAUCUCUGAUCUUCACGAUGUUCACUCGAAUGUCACGUGAAGACGACACACUUAACUAGACUUUUUUUUCUCAUCCUGUUGAGGUCUUGAUCCUUUUGAAUUUCAACAUUCCACUCAUUCCACUGCACUGAGAGGAAAUAUCCUAGCAUUUAGUCUUUUCCCAGCGACAAACUCGAUUUUAUUUAAUUCAAUUUUCACUUCAUUCCGAUCUUUUGAAUUUUGCAGGAUUUUUUUCAUCGUUUUUAUCGUUCAAAAUUAUUUUUAUUGAAUGCUAGGAUUUUUUCCUCACCCAAAUUUUAAUUUCACCCCUUUACACGAGUCUGAUAUGAGCAAUUUAUUCUGCUCAAAACCUGUUUUUUAUAAUACACUGACGUAUCACUGACAAUUUGUAAUUUGUUAAUCCCGGGUGGACAAUUGAAUUAUUCAAGAUUUAAUAUUUAAAAAUCUGUGGUGAAGUGAUUAAGCGAGAUCUGUUAACUCCUCUCCAACUGUAUUUCCUGUCGAAUGUAUAAAAAAUUACGAGUAACGACAAAAUUUUUGUGAGAGCCUUUUUUGCAGUAAAAAAUAAAUUCAACAAAAAAGUUUCUAUGAAAAUUUUUCCAUCGCCUCUAGACUUCGAGAUACUCAUCAAAAACCGAGGCUGGAGAUGAGCUAACUUGCCUCGUUUUACCUCUACACCGCAGAAAUAAUAAUCACGUGCUAAAAAAAAACUUCAUAAAGGUGCAAAGUUGUUCAUUUUUCCCUUUAUUUAUACUGUGUUAAGGUGUAACAAAAAAAAACGACAAAAAUAGGUCAUGCUUUAUGCUCCGUCCACACUACGAUGUAUAUGAAUAAUUAAUUAAUAAAGUUGGUUACAUUAAAAGCGUCAA
Molecule: messenger RNA, 1656 nt
Organism: Diachasmimorpha longicaudata
Lineage: Eukaryota; Metazoa; Arthropoda; Insecta; Hymenoptera; Braconidae
Gene: AP-1sigma
Product: AP-1 complex subunit sigma-2
Exons: 5
Coding region: 296-769 (157 amino acids)
Biological process (GO): vesicle-mediated transport; intracellular protein transport
Cellular component (GO): membrane coat; intracellular membrane-bounded organelle; AP-1 adaptor complex
Molecular function (GO): clathrin-cargo adaptor activity
Source: RefSeq, a predicted model, not a curated record